AUGUCCGUCACACUACUCCUCCUCUUCCUUACGCUACCGAUGGUCAGUAGUCACGAGUUGAGGAGGAGACGGUCAGUGGCACCAUUCUUGGGAUCCGGAGGCUCAAGUUCAAAAGCAAUGUUGAUUCCAAAAAACUUGUGGCAUUGUGGAAGUGACGGAUUUACAAGCGAUUAUUCGUACUCUGUUGUUGAAGAAAGUUGCCCCACACUUGCAGCUGCUAUUAAUCAUUGCUGCGCGAUUCAUGAUGACUGUUACGGGCAGCAAUUUCCUCGGGAAAUGUGUGACCAGGACUUCUGCAAGUGUACCAAGGAUGUAACUCGUCUACCAACUGCAGAAAGUACUCGAUGCCGACCUUUCAUGGAAAAAGAGGCUUGUUUAGCAAUUGAGUUUGGAGGAUUCUUCGCAUAUCUUUUUUCGAACUAUUCGGACCCAUCUUCACCAUCAAAUAAUGAUUUGGUGGUGCUGGAUAACACUCCUGAAAGUGAUUACAUGAACUUGUACUCGAUGUGUCCAUUCGCUAAUAUAACUCUCGCAUCUUGUGCUGUUAACUUCAAUCUUUGCUCAUCAGUACAUUCCGUCGAUUUUUGUGCCGCUGAUCUCUGUCACUGCACAAUGGAUGCUGCGGAUACGGAUGUACUUCACAACGAUACGUGCUUACCAGCUGUCACUCACACUUGUAGAGCAGUUUUGAGCCAUUCGAGCAGAGUUCUUGCCUCUCAAAACACCAGAAACUUAUUCAUUAUCGUUCUUUCUGUCCUCACCAUCGUUUCUCUCGGGUUUGUUGGGAUCUACAUGUUCACAAAAAGUAAAGGAAGCAGCAAAAUGAUGGAAGAGGGAAAGUAUCUUCAAAUUCAUACAGUCGAGUCGGCCAGAUCUGUCAACCCCUUGCUCACCAACACGGAUUGA
Messenger RNA from Caenorhabditis remanei, 906 nucleotides. RefSeq lists its product as uncharacterized. The transcript is spliced from 7 exons. The record is from RefSeq and is a predicted model, not a curated record. The coding region runs from base 1 to 906 and encodes 301 amino acids. NCBI's taxonomy places the organism in Eukaryota, Metazoa, Nematoda, Chromadorea, Rhabditida, Rhabditidae. Gene Ontology annotation, biological process: phospholipid metabolic process; arachidonate secretion. Gene Ontology annotation, molecular function: A2-type glycerophospholipase activity.